Molecule: messenger RNA, 1073 nt
Organism: Musa acuminata subsp. malaccensis (wild Malaysian banana)
Lineage: Eukaryota; Viridiplantae; Streptophyta; Magnoliopsida; Zingiberales; Musaceae
Source: RefSeq, a predicted model, not a curated record
UAUCCAACGGCCAAUGGUGACCUAAGACCUCUCGCAGCCGAACGGUUGUAAACCCCAAUCUCGAGCUGUCAAAACCCUGGCGUCAGAUUCCGGAGAUGAGAUGGGGCGGUAGAUCAGCAUUUGAUCAAAUGGGCUUCGAUCUCCUCACAGAGAACUUGUUCGCCGGCCACGCCGCGGCGGCGGCCGGCUCUGUCGCCGGUGCCGCGUUCCUCACCCAUCCCCUCGACACCCUCAAAACCCUCCUCCAGGUUGGUGCGGGGUCAAGCCAACAGGUGGGUCUUUGGCAGGUGGUCGAGAGGGUUCGGAUGGUUUCAGGAUUGUCAGGUUUUUACAGUGGCCUUGGAUGGUCGGUACUUGGUAAGCUUUUUGGUUUCGGAUCACGUUUUGGAACCUAUGAGAUAUUAACUGCUUACUACAAAGAUGGAAGAACAUACAACUAUGUGCAUGUUUCUGAGGCUUUUUUGGCAGGCAUGGCAGCAGGUGCCAUGGAAGCUGUUAUUUGUACCCCAUUUGAACUUCUUAAAAUUCGCAGUCAGGUCUCCUCUGCUUCUCUCCUUAGGAAACUUGGUUCUGUUGGGGUUAUGCAAGAAUCAACUCCACUUAUUUCAAAAUUACUACCUGGUUCCACUCCUAAUAUGAAGGCAUGGAAUAAUACUCUUGGUAUGUUGUCUACUCUUUCGACCAGUCAUAUCGACAUUGUUGGUGUGCUGAAGCAGUAUCCGUGGAUGCUGACUGGUUCUGGGAGGCCUCCAUUUGCUUCUGAGGUCAAAGAACCUUCUAAAAUUGUAUCAUUGGAGGGAUGGAGUGCUUUAUGGAGAGGACUUCGACCUGGAAUAGCUCAAAAAUGUGUUUUUGGUGGUUUUUUCUUUUCUACCUGGCAAUUCUUUCACAUAGCAAUGCUUGACUGGAAAGCUCUCGAUUUGAAUCCACCACCCAGGUCGAUAGAUGAUGUUGGCCCUGUCUCCCCUCUGGCUUCAAGUCUUGCUGCUGGGUUUUCUGGAAUAGUAGCUGCCGCUGCUUCUCACCCUUUUGACACUGCCAAAACUCGGUCACAUUGUAUUGUUACACCCAAG